Messenger RNA from Myotis lucifugus (little brown bat), 1998 nucleotides. Its product is annotated as calpain-9-like. The record is from RefSeq and is a predicted model, not a curated record. Bases 1 to 1998 code for a protein of 665 amino acids. Gene Ontology annotation, biological process: proteolysis. Gene Ontology annotation, molecular function: calcium ion binding; calcium-dependent cysteine-type endopeptidase activity. The transcript is spliced from 20 exons. Gene Ontology annotation, cellular component: cytoplasm. Lineage: Eukaryota; Metazoa; Chordata; Mammalia; Chiroptera; Vespertilionidae.
AUGCCUGUCUGCCUUGGGCUGGCCUGUAGCGUGUGGGUUCCUCACUUUGUGCAGGAAAGAUUUUACCACACGAGUCCCGGUGAUUUUGCGAAGAACAUCUCACUCUUCCAGGAGAUAGUGGAGGACCCAGCAUUCAUCCUCGGAGGGGCCACCAGGACAGACAUCUGCCAGGGGGAGCUCGGCGACUGCUGGCUGCUGGCGGCCAUCGCCUCCCUCACGCUCAACGAGAAAGCGCUGGCGAGGGUGGUGCCGCAGGACCAGAGCUUCGGGCCCGGUUACGCCGGGAUAUUCCACUUCCAGUUCUGGCAGCACAGCGAGUGGCUGGACGUGGUGGUCGAUGACCGGCUGCCCACCUUCAGGGACCGGCUGAUCUUCCUGCACUCGGCCGACCACAACGAGUUCUGGAGCGCCCUGCUGGAGAAGGCCUACGCCAAGCUGAACGGGAGCUACGAGGCGCUGAAGGGGGGCAGCGCCAUCGAGGCCAUGGAGGACUUCACGGGGGGCGUGGCCGAGACCUUCGCCACCCAGGAGGCGCCCGAGAACUUCUACGAGGUCCUGGAGAAGGCGCUGCAGCGCGGCUCCCUGGUGGGCUGCUCCGUCGACAUAAAAAAUUCUGCGGAAUCGGAAGCCCGGACACCCUUUGGCCUUAUUAAGGGUCACGCCUACACCGUGACGGGAAUUGACCAGGUCCACUUCCGAGGCCGGAAAACGGAGCUCAUCAGGGUCCGCAACCCGUGGGGGCAGGUGGAGUGGAACGGCGCCUGGAGCGACAGCUCCCCCGAGUGGCGCGCCGUGGGCCCCACCGAGCAGCAGCGCCUGAGCCACGCGGCCCUGGACGACGGGGAGUUCUGGAUGGCCUUUAGCGACUUUCAGGCCCACUUCGACAAGGUCGAGAUCUGCAACCUCACGCCGGACGCCCUGGAGGAGGACGCGCCUCACAAGUGGGAGGUGACGGUGCACCAGGGCAGCUGGGUGCGCGGCUCCACGGCCGGCGGCUGCCGCAACUUCCUGGACACCUUCUGGACCAACCCGCAGAUCAGACUGUCCCUGACGGAGAAGGACGACGGGCAGGAGGCGUGCACGCUGCUCGUGGCCCUGAUGCAGAAGGAUCGCAGGAAACUCAAGCGGUUCGGCGCCAACGUGCUGACCAUCGGCUACGCCAUCUACCAGUGCCCCGGGAAGGAGGACCACCUGGACAAGGACUUCUUCCGCUACCACGCCUCCCAGGCCAGGAGCAAGAGCUUCAUCAACCUGCGGGAAGUCUCCGACCGGUUCAAGCUGCCCCCCGGGGACUACAUCCUCAUCCCCAGCACCUUCGAGCCGCACCAGGAGGCCGAUUUCUGCCUGAGGAUCUUUUCAGACAAGAAAACCAUCAGCCGGGACCUGGAUGGACACGUGGACAUCAACCUUCCGGAGCCCCCGAAGCCGACGCCGAGGGACCAGGAGACGGAGGAGGAGCAGCAGUUCAGGGCCCUGUUUGAACGCGUCGCCGGGGAGGACAUGGAGGUGACCGCAGAGGAGCUGGAGUUUGUGUUAAAUGCUGUGCUGAGCAAGAAAAAGGGCAUUCGAUUCGAGAAGCUGAGCCUGAUUUCCUGUAAGAACAUCAUUUCUCUAAUGGACACCAGUGGCAACGGGAAGCUGGAGUUCGAUGAGUUCAAAGUGUUCUGGGAGAAGCUGAAGACGUGGACGAACCUUUUCCUUCGGUUCGAUGCUGACAAGUCCGGCACCAUGUCCUCCUACGAGCUGCGGACCGCGCUGAGAGCCGCAGGCGUGUUCCAGGCUCUCAGCACGAAGAACAAGGAGUUCAUUCAUCUCAACAUAAACGAGGUUCCGGCCACCUUUUCCGCCCUGAACACAUUCUUCUCCGCCCGGCAAGCCUUCCCGCCGCACAGCCUGGCGGUGCCGAAGGCUUUCCGCUGGGGCCUGGACAUUUUCACAGGAGGGGCUGGCAGCAGCGAACGCUUGGCGUGCGGGUCCUGUGUCCAAGCAGCGGGCUAG